AUGCGGAGCAUCCCAUCCCUCAACGAUUUACACGGCGGUAAAUCGAACGAUGAGCUUAAUCAUGGCCCGGUCGUCAGGCUGCGAAAUGUAUCGGGCGUCGGCCGAGGAGGCGACCAUUCGUCAUGCUACGUGCUGUGUGACGAGGUGUAUCAGUGCCUUUUGCCAGAGAUGCAGAACGAGUGGGCAGUGGACUACGGGACCGAUGAGGAAGAGGGCUCUCGCUCACCAGUAUCUUACUCGGAGAUGUGCCGUCAGUUGUCCAUGUCGAUGGACAACCGAGCCGAAUUCCAUCGUCACUUGCAAAUUAUAAUAAAUACAAAUUCGACGGCUCGAUUGAAGCGUUCCUCGGAGAAGACAUCAAGUGCUCGUCUGGACAGCUCAUCCAAAAGGAUGUUUCUAGUAAGCCGAACGAAUGAGCGCUUCAAGUGGUCCGAUUUGCUUUGGCUACAGCUUCAGGCUACUGUUGCCGGAAGGCAAAUGAAGCCAGUAAGUGUCCAGAUUCGAUCCACCCGUGAGCAUGAUAUCUACUUGUUGGCCGAAAGAGAAAAGCAAAAAAUUAUUUUGGAUGAAAUCCGUAAUUUCCACGUUGAUGCGGACACAGGCUGCGCAUCUGCAUCUUCGUCCUGCCACUCUUCAGAACAGGAUUUAUUGAAAGCAAAUCUGAAAGUAGUUCGGUGUUUGCUCGACCGGUAUGAAGAUUUUGUGGCGCUUUAUCCGAACACAUAUUGCAUGGAUCGAGCAAAUAAACUGAGCGAAGUGGUUAAAGUUUGCGUUCAGAUCCUUUACGCCUGGUACAAUAUCAUAAUGGAUCUUUACACCAGAAUACGAGAGGUACUCUUUUUUGUUGAUUUUCGCUUUACAUGA
This is a messenger RNA of Gongylonema pulchrum, 864 nucleotides long. The record is from the annotation of a GenBank genome assembly. NCBI's taxonomy places the organism in Eukaryota, Metazoa, Nematoda, Chromadorea, Rhabditida, Gongylonematidae.